GUUGAAAUGACAUCAUUGGGUGCAUAAUAAAAACCAUUCCGCAAACAACGCAAUAUUCAGUCUGUUGUCGAUCGCAAAGUAAAUCAAAUCGAAAAAAUGGCACAAACUGAAAAGUCUUGUAUUCUGGCGAUUGAUGUUAGUGGUUCAGUGUUGGGCCAUGAAUUCUAUUGGAACAAUGUGAACGAAUUACUGCAACAAGUGUUGAGCAAAGUUUAUUCAAGUUUAAAAAUAAUUGCAUGGAGUUCGAAUUUCAAAGACAUUGAACUUGAAGCGCUUCGCGAGUGUAUCAGUAGCCGUGGUCGGACUUAUGGUGGUGGAACAUAUCCAGACGUAAUAUGGAAACAUCUUCUCACAGUGAAUCCAUCGAAUUAUGAUUUAUAUUUGACAACCGAUGGUGAAAUUUACGAUGGCUGCUACGAUAGCUAUGUCAAUUUGUACAACAGUUUAAACCAUAAGCCGAUUGAAAUUUUUAUGUUUUACAUUGGGCGAUUGCAUUCAAUGAAUAUGCGAUUUUUGGAUUGCUUUGCAAAUGUUACAUAUGUUAUCAAUGGAUUUGAUACAAACGAAGAAAUCGUGACGUACACAUCGACCAAAGUGGUUAAAGAGAAUUUAUUGAAACAAUUAUGUGAACUGGACGAAUUCAAACAAAUCGACAAUAAUACGGCCGAUAAUCUACUCGAAGCUCUGCAAGAACUAUACAAAGUGUUGUAUCGCAAAAUUAUCGAAUACAGUGAACACGAACUAAGUGGUCCGAUUGGUGUGGAAUUUAAGAAAUUCGUGGAUCUUGUUAAUAAAAUCGUGCAUCAGAAAUAUAUUGAUGUUAAAACAAAAGACGAUGCCGAUCGAUUUGAUGAGUUGUUUGACGAUUAUAAGGCGAAUUCCAAGGAAAUUUUCGACAUUUUUGUGAAGCGAUUUUUGGCCGCCAUGACCGUUGAUUACCGAAAGGUGUUGAGCCAAAUCAUUGAACUGGGCAACGGGCAGUCGAAAGUGGAUCGCCGUUUGAUGGCUUAUGGAGAAAAUUGGUAUGAACGUGUUAGAAAUGAAAUGAAACCAGUUGUCAAUGAUGGAGAUGAUGAUGAGGCCUCGGACGUCAAUAAUGAGAAUGAACAAAACGAAGAUGGAGCCGUAGAGAUCGGUAAUGAUGAUGGUAAAAACAGCGAUUCAAAUACAUCGUGUCCUAUUUUAUUGGUGGACUCAUCGGAGUAUGACAAAUUUUGCGUGCUUUGGAUUGGGAUUGAUGACUCAUUUGGUGGGAAUAAGUGUGAAAAACUGCUGGAUAUUGAAAUGCGACGUAAACUAGCUAAAAACUCAAUACGACUGUUUGAAUAUUUGCCAGCCGAUGAAUUGAAUCGACGAAUCCCACCUGCGAACCAACACAUUUCCAUCGAUGCUUUCGUUGGUUUGGAGUCGAUCCAACUGAAUACGAUCGGUAAUAAAAGAUUUAAACGCAUUUAUAAAUCACCAUUGCAUCAAGUGUCGUGCUUUGGAAUCGUUCUAUACAACACUGACAGCAAGGCAAAUUUGCCAGCCACGACAAUGACACAAAAUGAAAUGAAUAUUUUUACCCACAAUUACGCAACGAUUACACAGCUGUUGUUUGGUGAUUCAAAAUUUGUCGGCUCAUUUCCACUGUUGUACACAUUUUUCUUGCAAAUCCUAAAACAAUGCCCGCAACUGGAUCAAUACAUAAAAACCUGCAUUGAUGAAACGAUAAAACGAUCGUCGGCGAUUUUAAAAUGUCCAUUUAUGCUUCAAUCGGGGCUUGAACCGAAUUUUAAGGCGACCGUUAAGAAUUCCGUCAUUUUUCACACUGAUAUCUAACCCAAUGAAAUCGAUAAGAUGACGGAAUCGGUUAUUGGGAUUCAUGCAUUGAAUAUUCCACGGAAAUGUAUACAAUAUUGUUCGAAUCUCUUGGCAUUGGCUCGGGACAAUUUUGGUGUGAUCUACAGUGAGGAAUAUGAAAAGUGUUUGAAAUUAUGGCGAUUUUGGAAUUAUAUGCUGUGCAUCACGAACAUGACACAAGAUCAAAAAAUGUUGCAUUUCAAACAAAUCGCACUGACGAAAAUUCAAAAUUGGCUACCAAUCGAUUGCCAACACGUGAAAAUUAUGUUCAUACCAGGACGCAGUGAUAAAACAUACUUGGAUUAUUUGAACGAUUUCGAUUACGAGGACAUUGUGAAAUUGAUAAUUUUAUUCGAAAAAUCCGGUACAAAGCGACUCACUGCGAACAUUUCCACAAAACAUAUUCAACUUGAAACAUCGGGUCAAUGGUAUAAUAUUCGAACCAUUGAACGAAUGGAUGUGAUUUGUUGUAAUGUGGUUGAAAUGGAAUUUUGUAAGCCACGUUGUGGUUUCCCAAUUAUUUGCCCAAGAACGAAAUUGUCAGCAUUGGAAUGCUAUGAAAAUCAAAAGUUUAACUUAUGCGAGUAUGGUUAUCCGGAAAAUAGCGCCACAUUGUACGCCCAUAGCUAUGUACAAAAAUGUAAAAUAUUUAUUUUGUCAAAAACCGGCGAGGAUAAAGUCAUGCAAAUCCCUACAAUGGAUGAACUCAAAAGGUAUAUAGUUAGAAAGACCCCACUGGCCGUUUAUCAUUUCAAUUUUGACAGUAUUUUGGAAGGAAUUUUGAGCAAAUAUCGAUCAUGGUAUGAGUGGUAUGAAAACGCUGAUGAAAAUGAAAAGUCCAAAUAUCUAUGGAUCGAUCGAGAUUGGAAGAGAAUUCUAUCCACCAAAGCCAACUAUGAUGAUCGCCUGGGUGAUUGCGACUGUGAAGCACAUCGGUGAAUUCAAGGCGUGGAAAAAUAAGCGAUUAUGAAUGAGCAAUAUUCUCAUGCGUUCAUAUGUAUGUACCUAUUAGGUAAUGCCUGAUCUGUAUUUCGAACAAGUGUUGAAAAUUAUAAAUGAAACAAAAAAUAAUCCUGAUUUUAGAACCAAAAAGUAAGAUUAAUACCAUUCUAAAUAUGUCCAAUUUUAUAUUUUACUUUAAAAAAUUUCAUAAUUUCCAAUUUUUCUAGAAAUUUAAGUUUUUAUUGUAUUUUCAUUACUUUUUAUUAAAUUUUUCAUGAAAUUCUCUUCAAAGAGAUGUUUUUUUAAUCAAUUUUUUUUAUCAUUUUCCCCUACACUUCGGGUGAUAUUUUUAAUUACACAUAUUUCCAAUUUUUUUUUCCUCUGAUCAAAACAACGUAAGAAAAAAAUGUAACAUUUCAUGAAAAAAUGAAUUGUAUUGAAUAAAAUAAAACCAAUUUACGAACAAAA
Messenger RNA from Sitodiplosis mosellana (orange wheat blossom midge), 3252 nucleotides. RefSeq lists its product as uncharacterized. The record is from RefSeq and is a predicted model, not a curated record. NCBI's taxonomy places the organism in Eukaryota, Metazoa, Arthropoda, Insecta, Diptera, Cecidomyiidae. The transcript has 2 exons. The coding region runs from base 97 to 1821 and encodes 574 amino acids.